AGCUUCUGCAGACAGCUUAGGAGGCGGACCGGGGCUCCGGCCGGUCCUUUGAGCAAGUGGGCGCAGCCAAAUCGCGCGUGGCAGUGGACAUGGCUCACGGGUCGGAAGGCCGUGUGUCGUGGGGCUGCAAGCUGCCUCUCCUGCUCCUUCAUGUGUCUCUGCCUCUACUUCUGUUCCUGUGGCAUUCACCGCCCAGCGCAAGUUUCUUGCAAGUGAAGAUGGCAGGGACAACUCAGACUGUGCUGCUGAAUGACAAUGCCACUAUUUUCUGCCAAGUCUAUGGUGACCCCUCCCCAAACAUAACCAUUAUGGGUGUCACCUGGUUUUGGAAGAAUCCAGAGUCUGCAACAGAAGUUAAGCUAUUUGAGUUUUUUGGAGGCCAACAAAUGACAGGUCGACCUGGAGCCAUGGUGCCUCUUAAGAGUUUGGAGAGUGGGAAUGCCUCACUGCAGCUGCCAGGGAUCCAGCUGAGGGAAGCAGGAGAGUACCGAUGUGAGGUGGUGAUCACCCCUCACAAAGCAGUGGGACAAGUCAAGCUGGAGGUUGUGGCUUUCCCAGUCAGCAGCUUGUUUCCAGAGCAAGCCAUGGUGAAAGAAAAGCAAGAAACACUUAUUUUGUGUAUGUCAAGUGGGUUCCACCUUGACAACAUUACUAUUUUGUGGAAAAAACUAUCCCAGAAGGAUCCUCAGGAGGUUUUUGAAGGCAUCAUCACUAAUCACACCAUCGAGAAUGGUAUGUUUAAUGUCACUAGCUUCUUGAUGCUGAAGCCCUCUCUGGAAGACAAUAUGACCAUCUACCAGUGUGUGAUAUAUCACAAAUCCUUGCCUACCCCUCAGAAGCUCAAUUUCACCUUGACUGUGAUAGAAUCUGAGAAGACAGCUUGGAGUUCGAACAGUUUUUUCUACAUUGGAGCCCCCUUCUUACUUGCAGUGAUUUUGUUAAUUAUUAUUUAUCUUUUAUUUAAAAAGGCACGACCCCAAACACAUCCCUUAUCCUGAGUCUUGAAAGCUUCUUCUCAAAACACCCAAACCUAUACAGCAGAGACUGAAGAAUUAAAAUGAGGUGCUGUCAUUAUGA
Messenger RNA from Herpailurus yagouaroundi (jaguarundi), 1077 nucleotides. It is a transcript of the gene NCR3LG1, whose product is annotated as natural killer cell cytotoxicity receptor 3 ligand 1. Bases 90 to 998 code for a protein of 302 amino acids. The transcript has 5 exons. Gene Ontology annotation, cellular component: adherens junction. Gene Ontology annotation, biological process: heterophilic cell-cell adhesion; homophilic cell-cell adhesion. Lineage: Eukaryota; Metazoa; Chordata; Mammalia; Carnivora; Felidae. The record is from RefSeq and is a predicted model, not a curated record.